Lactuca sativa (garden lettuce) is the source of this 1305-nucleotide messenger RNA. Its product is annotated as mitochondrial uncoupling protein 1. Lineage: Eukaryota; Viridiplantae; Streptophyta; Magnoliopsida; Asterales; Asteraceae. Gene Ontology annotation, biological process: transmembrane transport. The record is from RefSeq and is a predicted model, not a curated record.
AGCUCUUCCGAAGGUUGUCCAAAAUUCAGAAACUUGACGCUGCUCUUUCUAUUUGAAUCCCAAUGUAAUAUUUUUUUUUUUUUUUUGAUUUUUUUACUUUUUUAUUUUGGUAACGCAAGCAAACCCUUUCCUGAGUACACCCUGCAACAAAAAUAGUUUGCAUCAGCAUCCACCAUUUAAACCCUACUAUAUUUCUGCAUCUUUCUCCCUCUUCAACAACAAUGGUUGGCUCUAAUUCGAAAUCGGACAUCUCUUUCGCUGGUACUUUCGCUAGUAGUGCAUUUGCUGCUUGCUUCGCCGAGAUUUGUACGAUUCCAUUAGACACCGCAAAAGUCAGGCUUCAACUGCAAAAGAAAGGAAUUGCAGGAGAUGGAAUUGGAAUGGGUUUACCAAAAUAUCGCGGAAUGCUGGGUACUGUAGGAACCAUUGCCAAGGAAGAAGGUCUCGCUUCUCUAUGGAAAGGAAUUGUACCAGGAUUACAUCGUCAAUGCUUGUAUGGAGGUUUAAGAAUAGGGCUUUAUGAACCAAUUAAGAACUUGUAUGUGGGUGAAAACUUUGUUGGAGACGUUCCUUUGACGACAAAAAUACUUGCGGGGCUCACAACGGGUGGUCUUGCAAUUGCUGUAGCAAAUCCUACUGAUCUAGUGAAGGUCCGUUUACAAGCGGAAGGAAAACUUGCAGCAGGUGUUCCAAGGCGUUACUCCGGGGCAUUAAAUGCUUAUUCAACAAUUAUCAAACAGGAAGGGGUUCGGGCUCUAUGGACGGGUAUUGGACCCAAUGUUGCACGUAAUGCUAUAAUAAACGCUGCUGAAUUAGCCAGUUAUGAUCAAGUCAAACAGUCAAUUUUGAAGAUCCCUGGAUUCACUGACAAUGUUCUCACACAUCUUUUAUCGGGAUUAGGAGCUGGGUUUUUUGCAGUUUGUAUUGGGUCCCCUGUGGAUGUGGUCAAAUCAAGAAUGAUGGGAGAUCCAAGCUACACAAGCACCAUUGAUUGUUUUGUCAAGACUUUAAAGAAUGAUGGACCUCUAGCAUUCUACAAAGGAUUUAUCCCAAAUUUUGGACGAUUAGGUUCUUGGAAUGUCAUCAUGUUUUUAACUCUGGAACAGGCUAAAAAGUUUGUUAAAAGCAUGGAGUCGCCUUGAAUAUAAUGAGGAAAAGCAUUUUGUAAGUCAUUAAAGGUUUCCUAUUUCCGUUUCUAAUAAAGGAGAACCCUAUAAUUUUUUGUAUUAUGAGAUAGAGCAAGACUUUUUUAGAAUAAUAAUUUACAACUAUUUAUUGGGAUAAUCUAAAACUAUAUUAUUUCGA